Messenger RNA from Dryobates pubescens (Downy woodpecker), 1885 nucleotides. Its product is annotated as keratin, type II cytoskeletal 6A. Gene Ontology annotation, molecular function: structural constituent of skin epidermis. Bases 1 to 1848 code for a protein of 615 amino acids. The record is from RefSeq and is a predicted model, not a curated record. Lineage: Eukaryota; Metazoa; Chordata; Aves; Piciformes; Picidae. Gene Ontology annotation, cellular component: keratin filament. The transcript is spliced from 9 exons. Gene Ontology annotation, biological process: keratinization; intermediate filament organization.
AUGUCUCGGCAGUCCGUCUGCAGGAGCUUCGGAGGGGGCGGCCGGAGGGGCUACAGCUCCUGCUCGGCCAUCGCCGGGGGCUUCGGAGGGGGAGGCAGCAGGAGCAGGAGCAGCUACAGCUCCUACUCCGUCUCCAGGGGCUUUGGAGGCGGAGGCCGCUGCGGGGGCUUUAGCAGCAGGAGCCUGCACAGCAUAGGUGGCGGUGGAAGGAUCUCCAUGGGCGGCUGCUACGGCGGCGGAGGCUACGGAGGAGGCAGGAUGGGAGGCUUCGGCGGAGGGGGCAUGGGAGGCUUCGGGGGCGUGGGCGCCUAUGGCGGAGGCAUGGGCGGCUAUGGCGGAGGCAUGGGCGGCUAUGGCGGGGGAGGGAUGGGUGGCGGAGGGAUGGGAGGCUUCGGUGGGCCCGGCUUUGGCAUGGCGGGCUUCGGGGGGCCGGGCAGAGGCGGCCCUGGGAUCCAGCCGGUGCAGAUCGACACAGCCCUCCUGCAGCCGGUCCACGUGGAGAUCGACCCCCAGAUCCAGCAGGUCAAAAUCCAGGAGAAGGAGCAGAUCAAGACCCUGAACAACCAGUUUGCCUCUUUCAUUGAUAAGGUUCGCUUCCUGGAGCAGCAGAACAAGGUCCUCUCCACCAAGUGGGAGCUCCUCCAACAGCAAGGACCUGCAGGGCCCAGGAAGAACCUGGAUGUCAUCUUUGAGAACUACAUCCAGAACCUGAGGAGGCAGCUGGACUCCAUCCUGGCACAGAGGAGCCAGCUGGAGUCGGAGCUGCAGAGCAUGCAGCAGUAUGUGGAGGAGUUCAAAAACAAGUAUGAGGAAGAGAUCAACAGGAGGACAUCUGCUGAGAACGAGUUUGUGGUGCUCAAGAAGGAUGUGGACUCUGCCUACAUGACUAAGGUGGAGCUGGAAGCCAAGGUGGGAGCCCUGACUGAUGAGAUCAACUUCCUGAGGUGCAUCUAUGAGGAGGAGCUGGCUCAGAUGCAGACCAUCAGCAGGGACCUGUCUGUGGUGGUGUCCAUGGACAACAACCGGCACCUGGACCUGGACAGCAUCAUCCAGGAGGUCAGGCAGCAGUAUGAGCAGAUAGCUCAGAGCAGCAGAGCCGAGGCUGAGGCUUGGUACCAGAGCCAGUACGAGCAGCUGCAGAGCACAGCUGGCAGGCACGGGGACAGCCUCCGCAACACCAAGAUCGAGAUCCAGGAGCUGACCAGGAACAUCCAGAGGCUGAGGGCUGAGAUUGAGAGCGUGAAGAAGCAGAACAAUCAGCUGCAGGCAGCCAUUGCUGAGGCUGAGGAGCGUGGGGAGAUGGCCCUGAAGGAUGCCAGGAUAAAACUGGAGGAGCUGGAAACUGCCCUGAGCAAAGACAAGGAGGAGCUGGCUCGCCUGCUGAAGGAGUACCAGGAGCUGCUGAACAUCAAGAUUGCUCUGGACGUGGAGAUUGCCAUGUACAGGAAGCUGCUGGAGGGAGAGGAGAACAGGCUGUGCAACGAUGGAAUGUCCAACGUCAAUGUCUCUGUGGUAGGCAGGACCACAGUGUCCGGAGGCAGAGGAGGCUUCGGAGGAGGCAGCGGCAUGGGAGGAGGCUUCGGAGGAGGCAGCGGCAUGGGAGGAGGGUUCGGCGGCGGCAGCUGCGGCAUGGGAGGAGGCUUCGGAGGAGGCAGCUGCGGCAUAGGAGGAGCAGGAGGCAGCUUCGGAGGGGGCAGCAUGGGCGGCAGCUGCGGCAUGGGGGGAGCGGUGUACGGCGGCGGCUUCUCGUCGGGCAGCGGCAGGGUGUGCGGCUCCGGCGGGGGCUCGUCCUCCGUGCGCAGAUGUGUGACCACCACCUCGGUCAAGUCUUCCGGAGUGAGGUUCUGAGCCCCGCGGGCAGCGAGCAGAAGGAAAGCAGCAGCUC